Molecule: messenger RNA, 1200 nt
Organism: Camelus dromedarius (Arabian camel)
Lineage: Eukaryota; Metazoa; Chordata; Mammalia; Artiodactyla; Camelidae
Product: lipopolysaccharide-binding protein
Exons: 11
Coding region: 1-1200 (399 amino acids)
Biological process (GO): acute-phase response; defense response to Gram-positive bacterium; macrophage activation involved in immune response
Molecular function (GO): lipopolysaccharide binding
Source: RefSeq, a predicted model, not a curated record
AUGAUGGCCAGACCAUACUGUGUGGUAGUAGCCCUACUGCUCCUGGCAGAGGUCACCAGGUUUGGAGAAGGAACACCUAAUCCUGAGAUCGUGGGCAAGAUCACCAGAAAAGGCCUGAAAUAUGCCCGCCAGUAUGGAAUAGCCACCCUGAAGAAGGAGCUGUCUGCCAUCAAGUUGCCUGAUUUCUCGGGAAGCUUCAGAAUCUGUUUGAUUGGAAACGUGAACUAUGUGUUUAGCGGACUGAGGAUCCGUCGCUUCGUGCUCCUGAACUCUAAUCUGAGACUACACACAGAGCAGGGUAUCAGAGCCUCCCUGUUCAAUAACUACGUGUCUGUCAGUGGGAACUGGAAGGUGCAAAAGUCUUUUGUCAACUUAUAUGGUACUUUUGAUCUGAGUGUGGAUGACAUUUCCAUCUCAGUUUCUCUGAACUUCGGCAAGGACCAGUCUGGACAGCCCACUGCCUCCCUGACCCACUGUAGCAACUCCAUUGGCCAAGUCAGCAUUGAAAUUUCCGGAUACCUAAGAUCCUGGCACGACACAGAGGGCAACUCAAAAGGUUUAACUGACAAGGAGUCUAAUGAAGAAAUCACCCUGAUGGUUAACCAGAUUGCUGGCAUUGACUACAGUUUAGUAGGAGCUCCCAAGGCCUGCACAUGCCCUUCAAGAAAGGGUGAAUUCUUUGGCCAAAACGGAAGCUUUUCAGUCCCCUUCGAUGCUCCGCUCAUCAGGCUGCCCGAGAAACAUGACUAUAUGAUCUACUUUGCUGUCUCCGAAUAUGUCUUCAACAUGGCCAGCAGGGUGUACCACCAGGCUGGGCUCAUGAACUUCACCAUCCAAAAUAAGCAUAACCUAAUGCAGUUUAUCAACCAUCAGUUGGCUGAAAAAUGGUGGAAGCCGUAUGUGAGCCCAGGCUGCCUGAACUCGAAGUCCACACCUCUGACUACUCUGUUGUCCUGCUUCUCAAGUAACUUCCUGCUUCGUCUGCUGCAAAUUCCCUUGGACUCUCCAGUCCUCCUGAACACCAACUCCUUCUGGGCCAUUGUUCCUAAGAGUUUUGAGACGUCACCUGAAUCAGCGCCAUUCCUGAUGUUCACCCCCGGGAAUGUGACCUUCAUGCCAGUGAUGGACAUCCAGGCCUUCGCUCUCAUGCCCAACUCCUCUGACUGCAAGGCACUCUUCCAUCUCAGGGCGCCUGCUUAG